AUGGAUUUCCAAGAUAAGGCUGCCGAGGGCCCUUACGAAAAUAUAAAUGGCUGUAAUAAUGGAAAAUCGUCAAAUAAGCCGUAUUUUAGUCAAUUCUCUGUGGCAAGUUUCAGUUAUGCUUAUGAGGAUGCCGUUAUUGUCAAAAUGCUAGUGGAAAUGGUGCCUUGUCACAAUGAAGCUGUCUACGAUAUUAAUCAAAAAGAAAUUGGAAAGGUGGGAAAAAUCUUCGGUCCUGCGCCAUAUUUUCAUAUUUUAAUACUUUUGAAUAAUCCGCGUAAAAUUAAAGAGUUUGGACAUCAUUCAAAGUUUAUUAUGAAUGUUCGGAAUUUAUUACCAUUGGAAAAAUUCGUACAAGACCAAUAUUUACUAAGUAUUUACAAUAUUUGA
Molecule: messenger RNA, 387 nt
Organism: Ceratitis capitata (Mediterranean fruit fly)
Lineage: Eukaryota; Metazoa; Arthropoda; Insecta; Diptera; Tephritidae
Product: putative H/ACA ribonucleoprotein complex subunit 1-like protein 1
Exons: 1
Coding region: 1-387 (128 amino acids)
Biological process (GO): ribosome biogenesis; pseudouridine synthesis
Source: RefSeq, a predicted model, not a curated record